AAUUCGACAGGUACACGUCGUCUUUGGCGUUCCGUUAUAUUUGUAGCCGGGAAGAAAUCUGAAUUCCGUGACGAUACCAAAUCAGAUUUGGCCACGGAUCUUUUGUUUUCCCAACCGUUACUUACAACGCUGCAAGAUCAACCAUUAUAGUUUCUGGUGUAGAAGAAAGUGUACACGAAAUAGUUCAUCAACAAACGGAAUUACCUUGCUGUUCAAAGAGGACGGGGGGACCAACAGAGGCUAGGCGUACAAUUUAAGGAACAAAAUAUCCACCCCUGCCAGAUAUUCUACUCUCUAAGCGCACACACAAACAGGAUGGUUGAACGUAGUUUUCUAAAUGGCCGGUUAGUGCUACUAGUGGGCAUAUUCGGGCUGAUACUAUUCCUGCUUCCGCAAACGUAUGCAUUGCGGGAAGGCGAUUGUGAGGUAUGCGUUAAGGCGGUAAACAUGUUUACGGCAACACUUUCGGAAGAAACGAAGAAGGACACCAAGCGGAUAGAGGACGAAUUCAAGGGUUUUUGUAAAAAGGCCAAAAACAAGGAACAACGUUUCUGCUACUACCUUGGAGGGAUGGAAGAUUCUGCCACCGGAAUUCUGGGUGAGCUAUCGAAACCAAUCAGCUGGUCGAUGCCGGCCGAAAAGAUCUGCGAGAAGCUGAAGAAGAAGGAUGCUCAAAUCUGUGAUUUACGAUACGACAAACAAAUCGACCUGACCACGGUCGAUCUGAAGAAGCUUAAGGUACGCGAUCUCAAGAAGAUUCUCUCCGACUGGGAUGAGGAAUGUGACGGGUGCCUGGAAAAGACUGAUUUCAUCAAGCGCAUCGAAGAGCUGAAGCACAAGUACGUGAAAACGGAACUGUAACAACCGUCACCGCCUGCUACGGAUCUCGCGUUUGUUCAAUCGUUGCCUUCGUCAUGUCAUGUCUAUCGGGCCUCUCUGCAUCUGUCACCAUCCGCCUACUAAGUUACGCGCGAGGGACAUUAGCAUCACUUCAAUGGUUAUUUAUUUGUGCGUGUUUUUAAACCACAAGCGUCUUAAGUGGUGAAACCCAAAAGUUGAUGCAAUCUCGCUGUCUGCGGUGCUAAUUUCAUACGUGAAAAGGCAAGCAAUGGUGCAGAAAUUGUAGUGUGACAAAGGAGGUUAGCUGAUGAACAAACGGUGCACACAACACUGCACUUAGGCAACAAAGAAAAUGUGAAGAACAAGACACUAGAAGAGAAAGGAACCCUGAAGGAAAAGUGUUACAAAAUUUCAUGUGUUCGGAUCCGGAAAAAACAAACAACAAAUAAACCGUUCUAA
Molecule: messenger RNA, 1299 nt
Organism: Anopheles moucheti
Lineage: Eukaryota; Metazoa; Arthropoda; Insecta; Diptera; Culicidae
Gene: Manf
Product: mesencephalic astrocyte-derived neurotrophic factor homolog
Exons: 4
Coding region: 316-861 (181 amino acids)
Biological process (GO): dopaminergic neuron differentiation; neuron projection development
Cellular component (GO): endoplasmic reticulum
Source: RefSeq, a predicted model, not a curated record